UACGGUGCGUAACUACAUAUGGCCAUUAGCUGGCAGAAAUCUCGCACGUCGCACUGUACGCAACUGUGUUCGAUGUAGGCGCUUACAGGGUCGUACGUUAACACCUAUAAUGGGCCAUCUCCCGUCACAACGAACUAUACCAGCAUUUCCAUUUCUUACGACAGGGGUAGACUUCGCAGGUCCAUUUAUGAUUUUAAAUAAGAAAGGCCGCGGCGCAAAACUUUCAAAGUGUUACUUAUGUCUUUUUAUAUGUUUCCGAUACAAAUGCGUGCAUUUAGAAGCCGUAACAGAGCUGUCAAAGGAUGCCUUUGUUAUGACAUUACGGAGAUUUGUUGCCCGACGCGGCAAACCGCUUGAAAUCUAUUCCGAUAACGGUAGGAAUUUCGUUGCCGUUGCAAAGGAAAUCGGUAGUUUCUUAAAAGAAAAUCAAAACUCUCUAUCUGAGUACGCAGCUACCGAAAAUAUAAAAUUUCAUUUUAUACCAACUUACGCUUCUCAUUUUGGGGGAUAUUGGGAAGGCGGCAUCAAGUCAGCUAAGCACCACAUUAAAAGAGUAAUGGGCAAUUUAAAUCUCACGUACGAAGAACUUUCUACUUUGUUUGCACAGGUGGAAGCUAUUCUAAAUAGCCGACCCUUAUAUCCUGUUUCUUCUUCCCCUCACGACCUUCUUUCUCUCACUCCAGGGCACUUCCUGAUUGGCCGACCACUGUCUUCCCUGCCAGCUCCAGUCUUGGAGGAAGAAAAGGCUACUCGCCUGCAGCGCUAUAACCGCAUAGAGCAAGCUCGCCAGCAUUUCUGGAGACGCUGGCAAAAUGAAUAUGUCAGCGAGUUGCAGCAGCGAUCCAAGUGGCGUACACAGAAGUGCAACCCUCUUCGUGUCGGGGAUUUAGUUCUUCUCCAAGAGGACAACAAUCCACCCCUUCAUUGGCGUUUGGGACGUGUCAUCCACUUACAUCCCGGCAUCGAUGGUGUGAGCAGAGUUGCUGAUAUCAUGACUGAGAGAGGCAGCGUACGGAGGCCAUUUACAAGACUAUGCCCUCUACCAAAUCAAGAUGAUAACUAGAAUACCGAAGGUAUUCCAGGGGGGGUGCUUAUGUACGCGCCUUCAUUAAUUUGUGGAGCAAAUAUUGCCUGCGACGCAUUACCGAUAAUGUAGAUAAGGCUGUUCGCAAUGCUACAUACGAAGACUACAUACGAAGCCCUGUCGACCAAUC
Molecule: messenger RNA, 1214 nt
Organism: Vanessa atalanta (red admiral)
Lineage: Eukaryota; Metazoa; Arthropoda; Insecta; Lepidoptera; Nymphalidae
Exons: 1
Coding region: 110-1063 (317 amino acids)
Biological process (GO): DNA integration
Molecular function (GO): nucleic acid binding
Source: RefSeq, a predicted model, not a curated record